GAAAUGUGGAAAUGUUUUGAAAUGCCCACAUAGGGACGCAUCUUUUUCGUCCAUUGUCAGUGAAGCUUUUUAAAGUGACUGAGCAAAUAAAUUCAAGGUGAAAGGUUUGUUUCAGUCCAUGAACAUGAUGUUUUAAGCGAAUCAUUUUGCAAAUGGAUGAACUAUAUGGAAUUUGAUCAACUGCAUUUUGUGAAUAAAAAACAAUACUGUUUCAAUAAUAAAAAAGGAUUAUUCAAUGUUUUAGUGGCAUAAUAUGAUUAAAAUUGCGACAGAACUCUAGUAAUUCGGAAGGAAUUCACUAACUACUGAUGUAAACAGCAUGCCAGACGAUGUUUACUUUUGUAUGGUUUACUUUUGUAUGAAUGUAACAGGUUAAGCUGUUCGGGAAGAACAUGUAGUCUGAUAAUUGUGUAUGACAUUAAAUUUUAUUUCUUGCUUGAGUGAAUUUGUGGUGACUGUGACUGCUUAUGAGCAGUGUGUUGUAGGAUGUAGAAGAACCUAAUGUCUUAUUGGCAACAUUGCGUUAUAAAACUUAUAGGUUAAGUAAAAGUUUUACCUGUGUUUAUCUGAUUGAUUGACCUUAAGCUGUUGUGAAUGUGAAAAUUUUCAUCUUUGGACACAAACAAUGGAUUAUUUAAGUGAAGUAGCUACAAACUAAGAAGUAGUUUUGUGUUCAGUCCAGGAAUUUGAUUUAAUAAACCAAUAUGUGUCAUCGUUAAUUAUGUUGUCAUGAAACUUAUGAUAGGAGAAGAGAGGAUAUUUGAGGUGAAACUCUGUGCUGUAUUGUAUUUAACAAUAUUAUGAUAACGCAUGUGGAUAAAACUGACACUUUAAUGCACUACUAUUGAAUGGAUCUUCCUUUCAGCUAGGCUAGUAUUGGAUUUUCAAAUAUAUUUACAUUUAUAGCAAUUUGCUAUAUAAACACAAUCCUGAUGUGUGAUUUUCAUUUAGCGAUUGGGAUGAAAAAAUGGAAUACUAUCUUGACCUUCAUACUAACUGAUAAACAAUGUUGACAUGUAAAAAAUAUUGGUCCUUGAAGUUGAAAUAGAAAACAUGAUCUAAAGUUAAACAAAAUGGCAGAAGUAAACAACAAAAUAAUUUACAAUGGCAAUGGGGAAUUGAAAUUAAUGGAAUUUGAAACAGUGUCUGUUAUAAAGCAGGACAUUACCAAAAAUAUGUCGGAGUAUAAUGACAGAACACAGUAUUUAGAGCCUCAGAAGGAGAUAGUUAUGGAGUUGAAUGCAAGUCAUAGUUUUUCUCAUAGUGUAACAAUGCUGGAAUCAAAGUCUGUCAAAAUGUCUUCCACUAGGACAUUGACUAUUGUCACAGAAACACUGGAGAACACAACAACUAUAGAAAAAGUAGAAAAUCAAACUGCUGUUUCAGUUUUGGAAUGCAAUCAAUUUGAAGUUUCCAUAAAUGAUGGUGCUGAGAAAGAAACAGAGUCUGAUAAUGAAUCAUCAACUUUUGUCACAGACGUAUUAGGGAGUGCAACAUCAACAAUAGAAAAGGUAGAAAAUCAAUCUGAUAUGUCAGUUUUAGAAUGCAAUCAAUUUGAAGUUUCCAUUGAUGAAGGUGCUGAGAAUGAACCAGAGUCUGAUAAUGAAUCAUCAACUAUUGUCACAGACGUAUUGGGUAGUGCAACAUCAACAGAAAAAGUUGAAAAUCAAUCUGCUGUUUCAGUUUUGGAAUGCAAUCAAUUUGAAGUUUCCAUUGAUGAAGUUUCAAAGAAUGAAACAGAGUCUGAUAAUGAAUCAUCAACUAUUGUCACAGACGUAUUGGGGUAUGCAACAUCAACAGAAAAAGUUGAAAAUCAAUCUGCUGUUUCAGUUUUGGAAUGCAAUCAAUUUGAAGUUUCCAUUGAUGAAGGUUCAAAGAAUGAAACAGAGUCUGAUAAUGAAUCAUCAACUUUUGUCACAGACGUAUUGGGGCGUGCAACAUCAACAGAAAAAGUUGAAAGUCAAUCUGCUUUUUCAGUUUUGGAAUGCAAUCAAUUUGAAGUUUCCAUUGAAGAAGGUUCCAAGAAUGAAACAGAGUCUGAUAAUGAAACUUCAAUAACUACAGAACAUACACUCAAAAGAUAUGUUUCACUAGAAGAGGUUAACAUUGAAGACAUGCGGCAGACAUAUAUUGUUUCAACUUAUAGACAUUUGUCAAAGGAUUUUGACAUAGAAACUUCUGGAAAAAGUGUUUUUCAAGAUGAGUCUAGAGAAGAUACAAGUGAAGAUCUUUGUGAUUUAGUUUUAAGUGAAGUGUUUCUUGAAAUAUCUGGAAAUCUUUCAAAGAUGAGCGAAAUUGAUGAUAUACCAAAGUGUGAAAAAGAAGACACUGAACAGAAUCAUCCAAAAUUUGUACCAAAAUGUGAAAAAGAAGAUACUCAACAAAAUACUCCUAAAUCUUUACCAAAGUGUGAAAAAGAAGAUACUGAACAAAAUACUCCUGAACAAAACAAUAGUUUUAGUCAGAUUCAAUAUGAUUCACAAACAAACACAAAAUUUAAUGAGCCUGAUUUAAAUGCCAACAAACAGUUGUCUACAAAAGAGGCUAGAAACCAUGAAGAUAUAAUUAAUCCAGAAAUGGCUAUGUUGGAAAGUUUGACUUCAAUAAAAAAGGAAAGCUUUGAAAGUAAUGAUGUUUUUUCUGUGUGUGCACAUCCAAAACAAAAUAUCGACAAUCCAUUAAAUGAUGAAUUCAGUGCAGAAUCCAUUACAACUUGCAGCGUUGUUGAAUCAAACCAACAUUAUGAAUCAGCUCAAACAAUAUGUUACGAAGAUAGGACUGGGAAUGAGCCUGUAACACAAGAUGAAAAAAAGACAACAAUAAGUGAUUCUGAAACGCAAAAUUCGAGCAAACAUUAUUUACAUGAAAAGGUUCAUGAAGAUGAGAACAUACAUGUAGAGGAAAAAAAUGUACUUUUUGUAGCUGAAAAUCAACACAAAGAAUGUACCAAAACCAUGUCAGAAAGUGUCCAACAAACUCAAACAGUAGAAACAAAGCAUGAUAGAGAUGGUGCAAAUGUUAUCCAUUAUAUUGAUGAUACAAGAAAAACAGUGCUGAAAGAGUUAUGGUAUUCACACUCUAAUGAUUUUGAAUCAACACAGCAAAAUAUACCAGCAGGGCAGUCAGUGAUUGACAAAUUGACUAUCACUCAACUUCUAGACGAGGAAGAAGAAAUGAUUGAUAUACAAGUUAAACCUCUGCCACAAACAGUCCCUGCGGGUAAACUGAAAACAAGCAUUAGUUCAAGUCAGUUAAAUAAAAAAUCUGGACAUAAGAAGGUUAAAUUUAUGGAUGUUCCAUCAGAAUAUGUUUAUCAAAGUAAUAAAAUUAUGGAGUCUGAAAAUAAAAUGUCAUUAUUAAUUAAAGACAUCCCCAAAAGUGAAUUUGAAGUAGAUUAUUUUCAAGAUGAGUUGGAAAGACAGAAGUCAGAGUUCCAACUAAUGACAGCAUUGGUUGAACCGGUUGCAAUAGAAAAGUUGACUAUAAACGAAUUGCUAAACUUGACUCAAGUUAGCAGAAAGUUGUCGAAAGAAGAACCUGCUGCAGUUAAUGAAAAUAGUUCAAAGGAAGUUAAAGAGACAACAAUACAUCAGCAAAUUGAACAACAGUUUUUAACUGGUCAGACAUCUACUGAUGAAUGGUCAAUUAAAAUUACUGUAGAAGAGCAUACUUUAGUGACUUAUGACAGCGAUAUUGAGAGUAAUACAGGUGAAACAGGUAAUGAAUCGCCUUUAUCAAGUUCAUUCUCAAGCGAUAAUGAAAAUGCAAAGGAAGUAAGCAAGAAUAGUAACACAAACAGUGUUGAUAUUCCAGUAGAAGAAUGUAAAAAUGUUAAUCCUACACCAAACAAUCAUGUUGAGCCUCCUAAUCCUGUGAUGCCUGAUAGUGCUUCUAUUGUAACAACUGAAGUUGUAACCGAAAAAAAGAGUGUAAUUUCAAGAAAUGAAGAAAGGGGAUUACAUGAACAUGCUAAGAACAAAGUGGAUGGCCUACCAAUGUUUUAUCUCAAAGAAAGUAGUUCUGACAAUGAUUUUGAUUCAAGUUCUUCUCAAGAUAGUGGGAAGUUGUUUGACACUAAUAAUGGUCACACAGUUAAGAGAAUUGAUUCAGGUUUACAUCAAAAUGGGAACCCUAUGGUCAUUGUUGAUAAGAAUACUCCAUCAGGGAAUAAAACGCCUGUUGAGGAAAAUAGAGUGGUAGAAAGUCCUGUAAAUUUGGAUGAGUUAUAUUUAAAUGAAUUGAGAAGGCAGCACCAAGUAGUUGAAACUGGUAGUAGAGUUGAAGGUAAGAGAACAGUGAUUGAAAACUUGACAAUUUCUGAUUUGUUAGUCAGGAAUAACGGAAAAGGGACCGGUACCACACAAAGUAAUGAGAAAAAGAAAGAGAUUGAUUACUUCAAAGAAGAAUUAAAUAGACAAAACAUACAGGCAAAUAGUAAUACAAAUGAGCAUUUGAAAUCACCUGAGGCAACUUUAGAGAAAAUGUCAAUUAGUGACCUGCUGGAAUCAAAACCUACCACCAAGUUUUCUGAACAUCAUGUUAUUGUUGCAACUGAGAACAAGUCACUUGAACCCCCCAAAACAGGUCAAAUACAUUCUGUUCAAGCUUUUACUGUAGUAAAUUCCUUCCAUAAUGAUAUAUUGGAAAAACGACAAAACUCUUUGCCAAAGAUUGAAGAGGAAGAACAGGUUACUGAGUGCUUUGCUGCCAGUAAUGAAAGUAUACCAUAUAUUUCUGAAAAUUCGCCUAAGACUAAAGCCUUCUUCAGUGCAGACAUAUAUGAAACAGAAUCUUCAUCGUCUUCAGAUUCAGAUGACCAACAAUCUGGAUUAUUAAUUGAAAACGAGAAAUACUCAGGAGAAAUCUUACUAGAUUCUUGUGAAAUUGAAAGCUUGUGUGAAUCAGAUUUUGAUGAACCAGAUGAAACCAUAGUAACACAAAAUGUCACUUUGACAGAGAGCAAUAAACCAGAUGUUUCUAAAUUAUUUCUGGGCUCAUCAGGUAUAAAAGGUAUGGUGGAAGUAAAGGAGAAAAUAUCAUUGAAACAGUAUGCAACAAUUCAGAGUGUAUCUGUAAAACAAAUUGACAAUUUAAUUGAUAACAGAACUUCAAAGGAAAACAAGUCUUCUGUAUUUAAUGGCUUUGCAGUGAAAGAUGAUAAUAACAUUGAUAAGGUACCUAGACUUGAAGCAGAAAGUUCAGAGAAAGAUAUUAAUGGAAAUGAAGGGACAUUGUAUGGAGAACAUUUAAAAGUCACAAACAUGGGUGUUGACUUUGAAGAACCUGAACUGAAGUCAAAGUCAUUAGAAGCUUCUGAUUUCAGUAAUGACAGGAUUGAUCAGGCAGAGGUUGAUUCAUCUGUCAUAUUGUCAACUUCUGCUCAGGAUUACCAGCAUCAAAAUAACAUUGAGCAUGGUUAUGUUACAUGUAAUGUAAAUAGCAUUGAAAUGGGUGAGUCAGACAAUGAAACUGAGAUUGAUGUGUUCACAGAUAAUCACAAAGAGGCAGAAAGGGAGAUAUUGUCAAACAAUGCAACUGACUGGAAAAGUUCCUAUCGAUUCUUUAAUGAAGAUGUCAUGGAAGAUGACUCAUUGGAAAACCUCCAAAAUGAUAGUAUUGAUGACCUAGAAAAAGCUUUUGAUGAAGAUAUUGAAAGGUAUUUCAAAUCACGGCUCAAAGACAUUGAGCGUUCUGAAUCAUUUCAAGAUGAGGAAUCUUAUGAUGUUGACACUCUAAAGACUGACAUUGAUUUAGUGACUGAAAUUGAACCAGCAGUGGCAGAAACUAAAACACUUACUUUGGUUGAAACUAACAAACAGUUUGCAAAGGCAGACAAUGAUAAUUUAACUAUAAAUGAACAUUCAUCAUCAACUACUCAAAUUAUGUUAGAUAGACAUGAAUCAGUUGAAAAUGAUUAUAUACAAGAUCAGAGGAAUAAAAUGGCUGCAUUAAAUGUAGAAACAGAAUCCGAAUCUUUGAAAAAGACACUAGCUUUGGAUGAAGCUAACAAACAGUUUGCAAACACAGACAAUAAUAAUUUAACCAUAAAUGAACAUUUAUCAUCAACUGCUCAAAUGAUGUUAGAUAAAAAUGAAUUAGUUGAUAAUGAUUAUAUACCAGAUCAGAGGAAUAAGAGGGCUGUAGUGAAUGUAGAAACGAAAUCAGAAUCUAUGGAAUUUUACACAGAAAAACAAUUAAGUGUGUUUACUAAGGAAACUUGGGAGAAAUUUAAGAUCCAUAGGUCAGAAAAUGAUGUCAGCCAACAAGAGCAAACAUGGAGUGAGAGUGGAAACACAAGUGCAAGCAUGUCACUGGAUACACUUCGUCUGGACAACAAAGAAAGAAAUGGCGGUCAGAGAACAGUGUCAUCAGAUUGGGAAACAAACACACAGUUCCUGCAAAAGAAACAUUAUGGUGCAAAGCCAAGGCUAGAGACCAGGAUUUCAAAAGAAUCUGUCUCUUCAUCCAUCCUUGAUAGCACAUUAGACAUUCUACAAAAACUUGUGGGUGACAGUCACAGCCACAAUUUGAGUGCUGACAUGUCGAUGGGCAUUGGGGGAUGUUGUCGAUGUGGUGAAGGUUUUGGACAACAUCAGCAAAUCGUCAAUAGCAACGGAGAGGUUUGGCACCCACAGUGCUUUGUGUGUGCCCAGUGUUUUCAGCCUUUCCCAGAUGGAGUAUUUUAUGAGUUUGAGGGGCGGAAGUAUUGUGAACACGACUUUCAUGUGCUGUUUGCUCCAUGCUGCGGAAAGUGUGGUGAGUUUAUAGUCGGACGUGUGAUCAAGGCCCUCAACAACAGCUGGCAUCCGGACUGUUUCCGUUGUCAGUUGUGUGACAACUCCCUUGCUGAUACAGGCUUUGUCAAGAAUGCUGGAAGAGCCCUGUGUCGAGACUGCAAUGCCCACGAGAAGGCGAGGGCUAUCGGCAAGUACGUCUGCCACAAGUGUCACGCCAUCAUCGAGGAGGGACACAUCAAGUACAAGGGAGAGGCCUUCCAUCCCUACCACUUCAACUGCAACUCAUGCAGUGUUGAGCUGAACGCGGAUGCACGUGAGGUGAAUGGAGAGCUAUACUGCCUGAGAUGUCAUGACAAGAUGGGGAUACCGAUCUGUGGAGCCUGCAGGCGUCCAAUAGAGGAGCGUGUUGUGCACGCCCUUGGCAAGGCGUGGCAUGUUGAGCAUUUUGUGUGUGCCAAGUGUGAGAAGCCUUUCUUCGGUACCCGGCACUACGAGAAGAAAGGGCUGGCGUACUGCGAGAUACACUACCAUCAGCUGUUUGGAAACAUCUGCUUCACAUGUAACAGCGUCAUCUCCGGAGAUGUUUUCCAUGCUUUCAACAAGGCCUGGCAUGUAAACCACUUUGGAUGCUCUAUAUGUGAUAGAAAAAUGAGUCAGAAAACCAAGUUUUUCGAGUUCGACUUGAAGCCUGUAUGCAAGUUCUGCUAUGAAAAGUUUCCGGGCGAACUGAAAAAACGUCUGAAAAAGGCUUACGACGAACAGGCCAAGAAAUAGACUGUUAUCCAAUACUGAUAACUGAUACAAGGGUGCUGCUAGGAUCAAUCAUUAUUUAAUUUACAUUUGCUAAAUUAGCUUCGUUUUGGAAAAACUGGGCUUAAUGCAUGUGUGUAAAGUGUCGUCCCACAUUAGCUUAUGCAGUUUGCACAGGCUAAUUUGGGAAGACACUUUCCACCUAGGCUAAAUUUUGGUUUUAAAGAGAUUUUCUUUAAACCAACAUUUUUGUAAAACCAGAAAGUGUUGUCCCUGAUUAGCCUGUGCAUCUGGGAUAACACUUUACACACAUGCAUUAACCCUUUCAGUGCGGGAACCGAAUUUUGAAGGCCUUUGCAAACAGUUUGGAUCCAGAUGAGACGCCACAGAACGUGGCGUCUCAUCAGGAUAUAAACUGUUUGCUAUGCUGAUAGUAUUCUUUGAAAAAAAUCGAAGAAAAUGCUUAUUUUAGAAAUUCAGCAGACGACAUUUUAGCAGACGACAAAUUUCCCAGCAUGCAAAGGGUUAAGCCCAGUGUUCCCAGAACGUGGCUCAAAUAAAAACAUAAUCUAAGGGGUCAGAAAUAUGAUUUACCAUAUUUAUUAUUUAUGUAAAAAAAUAAUUUAAAAACCUAAUCAUGAGAUAGUAUGUUCUGUCCAGAUCUUAAUAUUCUUGUUAAAUUGUUGUAUUUGUAUUAUGUAAUUUUUAAAACAUCUUCGGGUAAAACCCAGGCAGUAAUAUUUAAUUUGUUUGUAAUGUUUUUUCCUGAUAAUUUUAUGUAUAAAUACCAUCAUUAAACUAUUUUCUGUAUAAAUACAAAUAUGGAACAAUUAUGCGAUGUUUAUUUUAUUUUAUUUUUAUGAAGGCUAAUUUUGAUAUGGAGUUUGACAUGAAAUAUUCUAGAAAUAGGAAGAUUUUCCUAGUAGAUUUCAAUAAUACAGUAAAACUUAUUUACAUUUAAAACUAAAGAUUUGCAAGGUCUGACAGAGGUUGUAUGGUAACAACCUAUGCGUGCCAUGUAGGGUGAACCUCACUAGUGCCUUUAAUUAACCCUUUACCCCUUUGAUACGUUUUUUCACGCAUUUGUAGUCCCUAAGAAAGUUACAUGUAAUUAAAAACCUUUCUUACUAGAUUUAGGUUGUUCAGGCUUCAUUUCCAACCCUUAGAUACUGAUGAGCAGCAAACAGCAUUAAACCUGAACAGACUGCGAGUUACUCGCAGGCUGUUCUGGUUUUAUGCUGUUUGCAAAAGCCAUUUUCACUUUGCAUCUUAUGGGGGAUAGGGUUAAGAACUACAGUACGCACUCAAGUAAGUUAUGUGGGUGAUAUCUGGUACUGAGCUUUUAAUGAUUGUGUUGAUACUUGAGAUUUGUUUGUGGAACCAUACAUGUAGGUGGUAGUGUUAGCAAUGCCCCAGCUCAUGAAGUAAUAUAGGUUCAUAGGUUCUGUAGUAUUGCAGACUUUUGCAAUAGAAGGGUGCUAUUACAUUUUAGCUGCACUCUGGCAAAAUAGGGCUUAAUGCAUGUGCUUGAAGUGUCCUCCCAGUUACUAAUCUGGGACGACACUUUCCGCCUGGACUGGAUUUUUGUAAAGAGACUACCUUUAAAUGAAAAAUACUAUAUAAAUGGAAAAUGUCAUCCCUGAUUAGCCUGUGCUGACUGCUAACCUGGGUCGACACUUUACUUUGCAUUAACCCCAGUUUUCCGACAGCGCAGCUUAUUUGUAUCUAAACAAUAGGUAUAUAUGAUGAAUAAGCAAUCUGAUUUUUUGUGUGAUUGUUGUUAAUUCUUCACUGAAUUAGUACAUUUGAUAAAAAAGAUGGGCUGUUCACUUUUUUAUAAACUCAUGUAUUUGUGUUACUUAGUGCCAAUGAAAUAACCAUCAUGUAUUCUUAUUUGUACUAUUAUUGUCUAUCACAUAUGAAUAUAUAAAAUAUGUACUGAGUUUUGCUAUAUGCAAUGUAUUGUGUGGUAGGUAGCUAAACUAUUUUGUGUUGCACCUGAUCAUAUAUUUACCAGAUAAGUCUUUAUAAUCAAGAGUCCUGUAAAAAAAGACUAGAUAGUUACAUAUUAUUUGUUAAAUUUAUUAACAGAUGUACACACAUUUAAGAAAAAUUCCUGUUCACAUAGAUUUCAUCAAUAAAUCUGUCAAAUUUAAGAAGAGAACAGAUUCAUUAAAAUAAUCGCUAUUUGGGGGUAAGGUUAAACAAUUAGUGAAUAUAGUCCCAGUGAACGGUUGAAUCUUCCUGUAUUAAGAUUAUUUCCCUUUGAAUUACAUAUUUUUUAUAACAGUACUUGAAGAUUUAUGGGUAUUUUUCAUUAAGAGAAAACAUCAAGAGAAGAUAAUGUGAAAUGUUUAGAUAAAAAGUGCUAUAUGUUUGUUUUUCAAAUGAUUUUUAAUUUCAACCUUGUUUGCUUUGAAAAUUAAAAACCAUGAGUUUCAGACUGUUGAAGCUAACAUAUGAAAUGCCAAAAUAGUAAGUGGCAUAUACAUUGUUAAAGAUACUCUGAAUUUAAUAUGUUAACAAAAUCAAUUACUAAAUUGAUUGGUAGAUGUUUCUGCUGAAGCAAUACUAUUAAAACUUUCAUUUAUAAAGCACACGUAUUCAAGCAGAGCACAUACCCAUUUUGAUGUUUGGGAAAAUUCGAAACAUUUACAUGUUAUACUUUUGAAUUAUUGUGAUAAAUUUUUCACCACAUUGUGGUCAUCAUGUUAAGAUAAAUAACAAAGUUAAUCGUAAAUUUUUAUUGAAUAAUUUUGUUAUUGUAUUGAUUAUUAUUCUAAUAAUUGUUAUUUGUGUUACAUUUAGCACGCAGGCUGUUUUGUAUGUUGUACAAGUUAUUUAAAUACAGUUAUAGUUUUAAGUAGGAUGUAUGGUAGCUGUUUGAAUUUUUACAUAUGUUAUGCUUUGUAAUCAUUUGCUUUGAAAGUUAUUCAUGUUAUAAACAAGAUAUUCAAUAGUGACAUGUUUUUUGGUAGUUUGACCUUCAAAAAAGUAUAGUAAACAAUGUAAAGAUUUUGUGUUCAUUAAAGUUAGAUAUAAUAUUUAUUAUUAUUUUAGUGCAGUAUAAAUCAAUCUUUACAAAUAUUGCCACGGAAAAGUUAAAUCUCUUUCCCAGUUAUUAUUUAAGGAUUAAUUUCCAUUACUCCAAAAUCACUGACAUUACCACAUCAAAUUGCUGAAAGGGUAAGAGCCAGUAUCAUUAAGACUGGGUUGGUGAAAACAAGAUGAGUAUUGUUAUAUUUAAAUUUCUAUUUUAAUCUGUUUUUGUUUUUGUCAAAGAGUAUGAAUAGAUAUCAUAUAUCUACAUAUGUACUACUAAGUAAGAUUGUAUGCCACUUGUGGGUAUUUCCUGCAGUAUGAAUAUGUUGCAAACACAAAUGUAUUUUAAUAAAUCAUUUAUAUUGUAGAAUAAUGUAGUCAUAUCACAUCAAUUGGUAUUAUAUUUAUUUUGUUAAUUAAUUGCUCACAGUGAAGCAGUAGGAGACCUAUAAAAAGCCAUUUGUCCAUCCAAGGAACAAAAAGCCAUUUGUCCAUCCAAGGAACAAAAAGCCAUUUGUCCAUCCAAGGAACAUUUUGUAACAUUUUUUAUCCUCAUAUUUUCUUUACCUUUUGAAGGAAUUAAAAACAAAAAUUGGCUAAAAUGUUAAGGACCUUGACCCAUAAUUAUACAGGGUAAAGGUCAAGGACACACUUCAAUGUUUCAUGUUUAAGCCUUCCUUUCUAGGUCAAGUGCCUUUGUCUGUUCAAGAAUGUUCAGGAAUCUUGACUCAGAUGUAUCACAUAUUGAGACCAUUUUCAGAAGGCAUUAGAAAGUCGGGCCAACACAAAGACUAGGUCAAACUUGUAGGUUUAACAUAUUUGCGUGUAUAUUCAUUUGUUUUGCUUAAUAACCUGUGCCCUAAAAAUGAUAUAAAUUAAACUUUACUCAUUUGUUUUACAAUUUAUUGCAAUCUGCUAAAUCUGUAGCCACCUGAAGGUCAAGGUCACAUCAGAAGGUAAAACAGAUCAUUGGGGUCAAAGCCGUUCAUGAGACUUCCUUUUUCAAUGCUAAAACUUUUAAUAUAUCACUGUGAAGUUAGUUUUCAUUAGAUUAGUUUCACAUUUCUUUCAAGUUUUGUGCAAAAAAAUUAAUUUGCUUUGUUUGUUUGCUUGAGAAAUGUCAUUGAGUAUAUCUUGUAAGUAAUUCAAUAAAGCGAUGCUUGAAUUCAUCUCAAUUUCAUCACAAUUUACAUUACUUCCUCUCAUAUGUAAAUAUCAGUCCAUUCUGAAAUGCUACAUACAGAAAUUAUGUAAAAAAAAGUACAAAAUGUAUGUUUAACUUUAUUGAAAGCAAUAUAAUACUAGCUGACCUAUUCCAAAUGCAUUUAUAUUCUACAUCAUGAAUAUGAAUUCUUAAUAUUAUACUUGACUACCUCAGGUCAUGUCAAUUUGUGGUAAGUGAAUUUAACACUUGAAUAAACAACAGUAACCUUUAUUUAAACGUCAAUGUUUGAUAUUAUACAAUAAGACAUUACAAUAAAUUUUUGUUUCAAAGAUAUAUUGUAUAUAUUAAAAGAGAAGGUACAUUAAUAUGUAAUGCAUUUUUUCAAGAUCGGCUAAGUCAGUAUAGGAAUAUGAUUCCUUAAUUAACAUUGUACUGGUUUAUCAUGUUUUUGAUAAUUUAUGUAAGCCAUGAUUGAAUUACAUAUGGAAAUACAUCAUAUCUGGAUUUAUUUUGUUUUCUCAGAAAUGAUAUAUUGCCUUGCAUUUGUCAAAUUGCUUUUUGCAUAAACCUAAAAUAUGAAAUAUAAUCAUCCUGCAACAGUUAUUGUGAACUGGAAGAACCAUGAUUGGCAUAAAUAAGAGCACUUAUUUUAUUUUUGUAUCCAAGUCAUAACAUAAGCAUGUUAUUUCCUUGCUUUGUACAAAUCUUAUUUUGUCAUGUCUUCUCUAUCAAAAAUAUGACUCUACUUUUUAUGCCCCCGGUAGGGUGGUAUAUAGAAGUUGAACUGUCCGUCUGUCAGUCCGUCAGUCUGUGCGUCUGUCCCAAAACUUUAACAUUGGCCAUAACUUUUGCAAUAUUGAAGAUACAUGUAGCAACUUGAUAUUUGGCAUGCAUGUGUAUCUCAUGAAGCUGCACAUUUUGAGUGGUGAAAAGUCAAGGUCAUCCUUCAAGCUCAAAAGUCAAAAAAUGCAAUCCAAGGGAAGUAAUAAACUUUUAAAUGGAGAUAAUUUCUUAACCUGCCAAAUGAUAUAUUGAAAUUUUAUUUCAAAGCGGCGCAAUAGGGGGCAUUGUGUUUCAGUUAAAAAUAGUUUUCUUAUAUUUGAUUUUAUAUCUAAGUUGGAUUAAAAAUGUUCAUCUUGCAUACAAAUCAGUAUUGUAAACAGUUUUUAAAAUAUUGUCUAAAAACAUUUAUGAACUCAUUAUGCAGUGUGGUUUUGCAUGUUCAAUAUUGUAUUUUAUAUUGGUAUUAUAUAUCAUUUAAAUGUGUAUUAAACAUUUACCUUUAAUAUA
Messenger RNA from Dreissena polymorpha, 12984 nucleotides. RefSeq names its product LIM and senescent cell antigen-like-containing domain protein 1. The coding region runs from base 1074 to 7511 and encodes 2145 amino acids. Gene Ontology annotation, cellular component: focal adhesion; cell-cell junction; cytoplasm. NCBI's taxonomy places the organism in Eukaryota, Metazoa, Mollusca, Bivalvia, Myida, Dreissenidae. Gene Ontology annotation, biological process: cell-cell adhesion; cell-cell junction organization; positive regulation of integrin-mediated signaling pathway. The record is from RefSeq and is a predicted model, not a curated record. The transcript has 10 exons.